Messenger RNA from Coccomyxa subellipsoidea C-169, 3744 nucleotides. RefSeq lists its product as hypothetical. The transcript is spliced from 19 exons. NCBI's taxonomy places the organism in Eukaryota, Viridiplantae, Chlorophyta, Trebouxiophyceae, Coccomyxaceae. The record is from RefSeq and is a predicted model, not a curated record. The coding region runs from base 1 to 3744 and encodes 1247 amino acids.
AUGGACAGUGUGGCAAGGGUGCGCCAGGAGCAGGUGGAUGUCUUGGACCAGAUGAACAGGAUGGAGCUCUGGGCAAAGAGCGUGGAGAGGCGCUCUUUGGAGCUGACUCGGACCAACAGGCAGCUGAGGUCCUCUGUGGAAAAGUACAAGAAGGAGGCUGAGCACCAGCGCGCCAAGGCGGAGCGGCAGGCUGAGCUGGCGGUGGCGGCUGAGCUGGCGCGUGCAUCAGCCGAUGACGAGGCGCAGCGCCUGCGCUCCAAGUUCGCGCGCAGCGACAAGGGGACUGCUCUGCUCAAGGCAGCUAGAUUGAAGAUGGAGCUGGAAGCCUGCAGGGAGAAGCUGGCCUCUGCAGAAGCCGGCAUGAAGGAGCAGGAGCUGAAGGUGGAGGCAGUAAAGGGAGAGGCAAAGGCGCUGAGGGAGGUUUUGCAUCAGCAGCAGCAAAAGCACUCCCAGCAGGACAGCGUGCCAGCUCAGGAGGUCAGCGCCCUCAGAGGGCAGCUGGCGGAAGCUGAGCAGCGCUGCCGGGAAGCCGAGCAGCGGCUGGCGCAGCUUACGGACGCCGAGAAGCGGCGCGGGGAAGCCGAGGAGAAGCUGCAUGCGCUGGAACUGCAGCUGGAGGUUCAGGCAAGAGAGGCACGAGAGCAGGCAGCAGAGCGCGCAGAGGAGCAUGCGCAGGAGUUAUUAGGAGCAAAGAAUGAGGCGGCGGCACUUGCAGAGGAAAAGGAGACACUGCAGCAACGGCUGGCAGAUGCUGAGCGGCUCCGACGGACCAUGAUCGAUGCUGACAGGGACCAUGAGGAGGGCAGCCGGGAAGCCUGGCACGAUCUGGCCGAGCGGCUGGUGCAGGCAGAGAGCUGCGCCGCCACCGCUGAAAAGGAGCUUCGCUUCCAGGUUCAGGCGACAGAGAGCCUGCAGGAAAGCGUGGACACGCUUGCAGCCGAGCGCGACUCGCUGCAGCGGCAGUGCCAGGACCUGCAAGCCGACGCGGCGCAGGCCGCUGCUGAACACCUUGAAACCCUGGAGCGCCUGAUGCAAGAGGGCGCACAGGCGCGGGCAGAGGUGGAUGCGAACGCCGCCCGCCUCGCGUCAGCCGACACCGAACUGCACGCGCUGCGCGCCGCUGCAGCCGAUGGCUCCGCGGCGGCUGCCGUCGCGUCUUCAGCUGAGCGCGCGGCUGCGGCUGCGGCCGAGGCGGCGCAGCUGCGCCAGCAGCUGGACGCCGGCCGCGCAGCGGCGGCAGCCGCCGUGGAAGCUGCGGCGGCGGAUUCGGCGGAACUCCGGUGGCGGCUGGAGGCCGGCGCGGCGGAGGCGGCCGAGGCGGCGGCCGCGCGCGACGCAGCACUGCUGGAGGUGGCGGCCGGCCGCGCUCGCAUCACCGCGCUGGAGGCCGAACUGCACGCUGUGCGCGACACGCAUGCGAUCCAGGCUGCGGAGCUGGCAGGGCGCUGCGAGGAGAAGAGCGCGCUGCAGAUGCGGCUGGACGAGGCGGCGGACUGUUCGGACCUUGCAGUCUCAGCUCUGCGCGCUAAAGCAGAGGAGCUGCAGCGGCAGCUGACAGAGGCUGAUCAGGCGCUGCAUGCCGCCACACAACGCCUGAGCGAGACGCAGGAGCAAGUCUGUGCGGCGGAGGCAACAGCACGGGAGACCGCGGUACAGCUCGGCAGCGCGCUUGAGAGGUGCAGAAUAUUAGAGGAGAAAGUGGCCGAGGCAGCAAGGAGGGAGAUAGAAUCAGAGGUGCAAAUUGCAGAGACUCAGGCAGCGGCGAAUGAGCACAGCAGCCGCGAGCAGAUACACUUGGAGCAGAGCGUGGCACAGGCGCAGCAGAUCAUCUCGCUCAACGCGCAGCUGCAGGAAGCCGCCGGGAAGCUGGCGGAAGCCGAGCGGCGCCAGGAGGAAGCCGGCGCGCAGCUGCGGGAAGCCGCCGCACGGCGCGAGGAUCUUGACGCCGAGCUGGACGCCGCGGCAGAGGAGUUAUUGCGCAAGGGUUACGAACACGAGGAGAAGGUUACAUCACUGCUGCAGCAGCUGCACGGCGCGCGUGACAGGCUGGCGGCUGCCGAGGCUGAGCUGGCGUCCGCGCAGGACGAGAACAUGCAGCUCUCAGGCGACUGUGCAGGCGCGCUGCUGAGACCUGUUCCAGUCUUUUGGAAAUGCAUGUGCCUGGAGCUGGAAAACGCGCGCGAGGCGGUCGCGUCAGCGCUGAGUCAGCACGCAGCCGCCGCGGCCGACGCCGACGUAGCGCGCGCGGCUGCCGGCCGGGAGAUCUCGGCUGUUACGGCGCGCGCCGAGGAGCUGGCCGCUCACCUGGAAACCGCCUGCAGUGAGAACGCUGCACUGUCUGCCAAGCUGAAGGAGAUCGCAAGUGAUAACGCCAGCUUGCAGGAGCUUGGGGGUGCACGGUGCGACGCGCUGGCGAAGCAUCUAGAGGUGAAUCGCGCGGAGAAGGCGGCGCUAUUGGGAAGGUGCGAUGAGCUGGCGGCUGAUGUGGCGGCGCUGCGCGAUGACGUGGCGGCCGCCGAGCGCCGCUGCGAAUCCGCCGAGGCCAGCGCCAGCGAGGAGGCACGCGCAGCGCUGGAGGCUGACGUGGCGCGACUACGCGCUGACCUGGACGCCAGCUCGCGCCAGGUGGCCGACCUGACAAAAUCGGCAGAGGAGUCGCAUGCGCGCGCCGCAGCACUGACAUCUGAUCUUGAGGCCAUGACUGCGCGGCUGCAUGAAAGCCUGUCAGACGCAGAGGCGGCAGAGGCACGAGUGCGGGGCCAGCACAGCGCUGCGGUGGCGGCGCUGCAGGGCAAUCUAGAUUUGGCGCUGGCUCGAGCACCUGAAUUGGAACGGCAGCUGCGAGAUGCGCGCUGCGAAAUGGACGAGCUGGAAGCUAGCGCGCGCAGCGUGCACACCUCCCUGCAGAUUGCGCAGACUGAGGCGGAUGGUCUGAGAGAGGAGCUGGCGGGUGUGCUGCGUGCAAAGGCGCAGCUUGAGGCCAAGUCAAAACAUUCUGAGGCCGAAGUGGCGGCAAGGGAGGAUGAGCUUAGAGCCUGCCAGGUCCAGCUGGAACGCCGCGAGGCAGAGGUGCACAAUGUCAAGGCACUGCUGUCAUCCAGCCUGCAGCCCCGCAUCCCUUGUCAACCCCUGCCUCGACUCAUCUCCCUUGACUGCGCCGCGGCUGUUCCCUCCUCGCGCGCCACUGGCCUCGGCCGCUUGAACCACCGGCAGGGCCUCGGCAGCCGCUACCCACCGCGGCCGGCGACGGCCGACGCAUGUCUGGGUAACACACCCAAGGCAACCAUGCGCGUGCAUCCACGUGCGCAUGCGCCGACCGGUGCUCUUCCCGCCGGCAUCGAGGCGGAAGUCGAGCGGCGGCUGCGACUAAGCAGUGACGAAGCGGACGCCGCAGUCGUGGUGGAGAUCUGCAGCCCUGUCAAAGGCCGAAGCGGCCUGAUCUUCUCACCGGCAAAGUUCGGGGCCACCGUCCCUUCAAGGGUGAAUGAGGAAUUGACAGUGGCGCUGUCGGGGGCGUCGAUCGUUUCCGGGGGUCACGCGCCGACGCGGCGUUGCGCGCGGCCGAGGCAGGCCCGGCCCGAGGAAGCACCGGCCAUGCAGCAGAGCCGCCGGCCACUUCCAGGGGAGGGGCCACACCCUGUCAUAGAGCGUGUUGUUGUUGAGAGCCUGGGGCCCAAGGCUGCAGAGCUGCUCAUGGAGCGGGCACACCCCAGCCCACGCCGCAGGAGGCCGCUGGCGGCAUGA